CUGAUCAGCUGGUCCCAGGUCGACUUGGCUCCUGUAUCUGAAGGUUUCUGCAGAUACGAGACGUGCAGGAUUUCCUCCUCUCCCCGGACAUAAGCCGCUCCUCUGGCUUAUUUACAUACAGAAACAGAAUGAGCACGCAUUUCAGGAGCGGACCAGCCUUCGGACUCUCAGCUGAAGUCAAGAGUAAGCUGGCCGGCAAGUAUGACCCGCAGAAGGAGGAGGAGCUGCGGCUGUGGAUCGAGGACGUGACCGGCAAAAGGAUGGGGGACAACUUCAUGGAGAGUCUGAAAGAUGGAGUCCACCUGUGCGAACUCAUCAACGUCCUUCAGCCAGGUUCAGUAAGGAAGAUCAACCGCUCCACUCAAAACUGGCACAAGCUGGAAAACAUAGGGAAUUUUGUCCAUGCGCUCACGGAGUACGGCCUGAAGCUACACGACAUCUUUGAGGCCAACGAUCUAUUUGAAAAUGUCAACCACACUCAGGUCCAGAGCUCACUCAUCACUCUAGCUGGAAUGGCCCAGUCUAAAGGUUUCCACUCUAAGUACGAUUUAGGAGUAAAAUAUGCUGAGAAGCAGCAGCGACGCUUCGCUCCCGAGAAGCUCAGGGAAGGACGGAACGUCAUCGGCCUGCAGAUGGGCACCAACAAGCUGGCCAGCCAGAAGGGCAUGACCUCUUACGGAACACGACGUCACCUGUACGAUGCCAAGAUCUCCAUGGACAACCCCAUGGACCAGUCCACCAUCAGCCUACAGAUGGGCACCAACAAAGGAGCCAGCCAGGCGGGAAUGACGGCUCCAGGGACCAGGAGACACAUAUUUGACAAGAAGCUGAACCUGGAGACCUGCGACACCAGCACCAUUUCUCUGCAGAUGGGCACCAACAAAGUGGCGUCCCAACAAGGCAUGACCACCUACGGCCUGCCCCGCCAGGUUUACGACAACAAGUACUGCCCCAACCCCACCGAAGGCUUUUACGACAACGGGAGCGAGCUGGAGUUUGACGGCUACAACCAGUACUCCGACUGAGGAGUCCACGGACCGCCUCGUCCCCACAUCCCUCCCUUUGUGCUUUAACGUCAGACAACCAACCACAACUGUCUUUGUGAUGAGCAAACCUUCCAGACUGUUAUUUAACUCAGAUUGACGUCAUUGUCGUCUUCAUACCCUGUCUUUUCUAAACAUGUUUUUAUCCUUAAGAAUUUAUUUGCCUUUCCAUGACUAAAAGGAAAAAAAAAAAUAGGUGUUUACACUGACCUUGUCAAAAGAUGUCAUUCUGUAGCCCAUUUCUAUCGCCCUGGUUAGUGUUAUUACAGCUAGAAUAAACCCAAACAACACUCACAAGUUGAUUUAUUGACCUUGCUAUUUAUAGAUUUUUUUUUUUCUACAGCUUUUUUUACUUGCAAUUUGAGAUUUUUUAGCUCUUUAUAGUUGUAACGUCACAUUCUUGCCCUUCCAAACCAGUUUUGAGACUGAUGAAGCAGUACCUGAACAUCCCUAGGGAGGAAACGGGAGACAGUGUUGGUGCUGUUGAACUUUGGCCGGUUGGAACAGAGCCCACGUCCACAUUAGAGCUCUGAAGAAUCUGUUCCAGCUUUGGGAUGAACACGGGAGCUCCAGAUCCAGACGGACCAGUGUGCUGAGUGCAGGAGGACUUUGCUUUGUGCAGAUACUGCUUCGUUUUGAGCGCAUGCGCUGACAGUUAAGUUAACAAGCCUGGAAAGUUACUCUGCAUGCCAUUUUACGGGGUUAAUUAAUGCAGUCUGUUUGCAGCACUUAUAAAUAUUUGGUUUUUGAGAGAGUAUUUUGUUAUCGUAGAGGCUUCUGUGACAUGGAUUCCCCUGCUUUUUAUAAAAGGAGCAUUCAUGUAUGUAGGCGUUUGAAGUUUGGUAAAGUUAUUAACCAGGAGUUUUUUGUAUCGCACGCAUGCCUUCCAUCCUUUCAGGUUUCCUUUUGCAUUAUGCCGUAGUAGUAAAUCUUUUAGUGUUAUUGCUCUAUUUGCACUUUAGCUGGCUUCACCUUGUGUGCAGAAAACAGUGGUGUUAUGUACCAAAGUGCAUUUAUUCAGAUACUGUUCUUUACUCUAAAUUUGAGGUAGCUAGACUUGAUUAUUUAAUACCAAUUUAUACCUCUACUGUACUACAAUUUGAGUGGUAAUACUGUCCUUUUUUUUUUUUUUAACUUAAUGCAAUUGCCAGUUACUACGACGGAGUAUUAGGGCCAAACUAAGAAAAAAAAUAAUAAAUUACGAAAAUAAAGUCAUAAUAAUAUGAGAAUAAAGUCCUAAAAUUACGAGAAUAAAGUCGUAAUAUUACGAGAAUAAAGUCGUAAUAUUUUGAGAAUAAAGUCAUAAUAUUAAAUAUAUUAUAAAUAUAUAAAUAUAACUUCACAAGAUGCUCAAUAUUCAACAUUUUAACACAAUCUUCCUGUUAGAGUUCUCAAUUACCACUUUAUUCUUGUAAUAUUACAACUUUAUUCUCGUAAUAUUACGACUUUAUUCUUGUAAUAUUAUGACUUUAUUCUCGUAAUAUUACGACUUUAUUCUUGUAAUAUUACGACUUUAUUCUCGUAAUAUUACGACUUUAUUCUAUUACGACUUUAUUCUCGCAACAUUAUGACUUUAUUCUCGUAAUCUUACGACUUUAUUCUCAUUAUAUUAUGACUUUAUUCUCGUAAUUUCCCAUUUUUUUUUUGUCUUAGUUUGGCCCUAAUACUCCGUCGUAAGUUACAGUAUAGUUAGAGUUAAAUUUCCCUCUGACGCUCACUGUGUUUACACACUGUAGAACUUCUUCUUGCGUAAAGUGUCCAAGUACUAAUACUGUACACCCACCGAAUGUCUUGAAUGUAACGUCAUUCUUAUGUUGGAGGUGCCACUCGCUACCACUAAUUGCACAGCUUUUUAAUCUCAAGCAGAAAAGGUGCUUUCACUUUCAUGCUUUGAAUGCCGUUUAGGCAAAAUAAAACAGCCAUAAUUUAGGACUUGUAGAAGAGUGCCAUCUAGUGUCGCUCUCUUGACUUUUAUAGAGAGAAUUUUAACUGCAUUGUGCAUCCAAUUCCCUACAUUUACUCAGCCAAAAAUAGCAUCGUAGACUUGUUUUUAACUGUUUAAUAAUUUAUCAAUCACUUAACCCAAUAACCAGAAUGGCACUGAUGUUGACUAAAUAUAAAGGAGUAUUUCACCUGAUUGUUUUGGUGUAUGUUUCAACAUCUUUACUAACCUUUUUUCCCCUUUUGCCCCUUUCACCAAACAUGUCAUAUGUGCAAUAAAAACACUUCAAAAUGA
Molecule: messenger RNA, 3279 nt
Organism: Cololabis saira (Pacific saury)
Lineage: Eukaryota; Metazoa; Chordata; Actinopteri; Beloniformes; Belonidae
Gene: cnn1b
Product: calponin 1, basic, smooth muscle, b
Exons: 7
Coding region: 129-1025 (298 amino acids)
Biological process (GO): actomyosin structure organization
Molecular function (GO): actin binding
Source: RefSeq, a predicted model, not a curated record